This is a messenger RNA of Juglans regia (Persian walnut), 561 nucleotides long. RefSeq lists its product as uncharacterized. The record is from RefSeq and is a predicted model, not a curated record. Bases 1 to 561 code for a protein of 186 amino acids. The transcript has a single exon. NCBI's taxonomy places the organism in Eukaryota, Viridiplantae, Streptophyta, Magnoliopsida, Fagales, Juglandaceae.
AUGACAAAUGGUAACUCUUUUACUGCCCUACUCAUAUAUGUGGAUGACAUUUUAGUUGCUAGUGAUUCCUUAAGUUCAAUUGCUGUUAUCAAAGACUCAUUGCAUAACAAAUUCAAAAUUAAAGAUCUUGGUGUUUUGAGAUACUUCCUUGGGAUAGAAGUAGCUCAAUCUUCAGAAGGUAUUCACAUUUGCCAACGAAAGUAUGCCCUUGACAUACUUGCAGAUUCUGGUGUUUUAGGGUCCAAACCAGUAAAAAUUCCUAUGGAACAAAAUUUGAAGUUGAGCAAAACCACUGGUUCACCUCUUGCUGAUCCCUCCAUCUAUCGAAGAUUGAUUGGUAGGCUGCUUUACCUAACAAUCACUCGUCCAGACAUCAGUUAUCCUGUCCAAACUCUCAGCCAGUUCAUGGAUCAGCCCACCACAACUCACUUAGCUUCUGCUCAGAAAAUUUUAAGAUAUAUUAAAGCUACACCUGGUCAAGGCUUGUUGCUGUCAUCUACUUCAGAGCUGCAUCUUAAUUCUUAUUGUGAUUUUGACUGGGCAUCUUGCCCUGAUACAUGA